AUGACGAAACAACUCCAAGAUCGAGAUAGGAUGGAAAUCGACGAGGAUCCCCAAGAAGCUUGGACACAGGUCAUACCGGACAUUGAGAGAUUGCCGGACACAGUUCUGCCAUCUCGAUCUCUGACCAGGGUUCAUACUCCUGGUCCUCAGGUUGAAGAGUCGAUACGAUACAGUAUCUUGGGUGGUAGCAUUGGAUCUGGGAGGUUCGGAAAGGUAUACAAGGCUGUGAAUGUCGACACAGGGGAUCUUUUUGCCGUCAAGGUCAUAAAGCUACCUGAACAAGCUUCAUUGGGCGAAAGGUAUUGGACUGCUUUCCGACCUGAGGUGAAACAAGAGAUCGAAAUUCUUUCUUCCUCGAAUCACGUUAGUAUCAAGCCCUUUCAUAUUUUCCACGCCUCACUGACAUUUCCGAAGCCGCACAUAGUCGAAUAUAUCAACCACCAAGAGUAUAAGAAUGGAACCUCUAAUGCAGAUAUAUUCAUGGCCCUAAAGGACGGUGAUCUUGCCUCACUGCUUCUUCGUGGUUAUGUGCAAUCGCCAUUCGACAUUGCCGACAGCGUCUUGAACCACAUGCUUAAAGCAUUGAAAUUCCUCGCAGAUAAGAAAAUUGUUCAUCGAGAUGUGAAGCCAGAGAAUAUCCUGUUUACUUCAUUGCCGAAUGGAGAAUACCACUUCCAGCUCUGUGAUUUCGGUCUAUGCAGCCGCAUGAAUCGUGCUCGGACCUUCGUUGGGACCCCGUGGUACAGGGCCCCCGAGGUGAUGGGAAAAGGGAUUCAGUCGACUAAGAUGGAUAUCUGGUCCCUUUUUAUGACCAUGGCAUGGUCAUUGGAUGUUAAUGGUUUCCGCCAAGCUUUGCGAAACUCGCAGGGUUCUGAAAUGCCCAAUGGUAUCAUCCAGUCCACGCGAGAGGAUCCAAUUCUUGAACCCAUUAGAGAAAUGGCGGAGUUUGAUCCAAAAAGGCGUGCUUCCGCGGCACAGAUGUUGAAAACAUGGCGGGGUGGGGGCAAAGUUAGCGGGGUCAGUGAAGUCUUACCAACCCUCCCCAACAACACUCGACCUAGGGGCGCGACCGACUCACUACCAGGAACCAUUCGCGGGAUCAUCCCACAAUCAUGUCCGAUUGAAGCAGUGGGAGCACGAAGACCGCUGGAUAAUCAACUGAGAGGAACAUCAGGAAGCGGGGUGCGCAAGGCAAGAACCACACGUUCUAGUUCUCAAACCUAUGUCCGUGAUCUAAAAAGGCUUCGAAAUCCUGGAGUUCUGAAUCUUUAG
Penicillium brevicompactum is the source of this 1272-nucleotide messenger RNA. Its product is annotated as serine/threonine-protein kinase. Gene Ontology annotation, biological process: protein autophosphorylation; autophagy; autophagosome organization. Gene Ontology annotation, molecular function: protein serine/threonine kinase activity; ATP binding. The coding region runs from base 1 to 1272 and encodes 423 amino acids. The record is from RefSeq and is a predicted model, not a curated record. The transcript has a single exon. NCBI's taxonomy places the organism in Eukaryota, Fungi, Ascomycota, Eurotiomycetes, Eurotiales, Aspergillaceae. Gene Ontology annotation, cellular component: autophagosome; cytoplasm.